GAGAAACGCGCAAUGAGAACCCGGAAAUAGAAGAACAAAUUCAGUGGCGGGAUGUAGAGCUGCUCUGAUCUGAAUUUUAUCGAGAAACUUAGACUGUAUGUGACACACAGUUCGUGGGAAAUGUGCGAGAAAAGCAAAAUCGUGAGCCGGUGGCUGAAGAAGGUGUUCGGGGAGCAGCCGGUGCCGGAGUUUGAAGUGAACACACGGACGGUGGAGAUCCUGUGGGACCUGGCGGAGAGCAGCGAGAUGAGACGCCGAGAGACCGAGCUGCUCGUCGAGGACCUCGAGCAGAAGACAGAGGAGUACAGCAGCGACGGAGCUCAUCUGCAGGAAGUGCUUCUCCGGGCCGUGGGGCUUCAGGCUGGAGGACUUUCCAGACCCACGGAGGAGCUGCUGUCGGUGCUGGAGGAAACCGCUGAAGUGCUCCGACUCAGAGACACGUCACUCGGGAGCUAUAUGCCUGCAAUCAAUAAACUGACCAAUGACGUGCUGGAGGCGGAGAAGACGGACCGCAGGCUGCAGCGGGAACUUUCUGCUGUUCGCCAGAAAAUGACUGCAGCGGUGGUUCUUCGGAAAAAACUUCAGGAUGAUCUGCUGAAGAUCACACACAUACAGCAGGUGGAAGCAGCUACUGCUGAGGAGAGGCUUCUGAACAUGGACUUCAUGAAGAAGAAAUCCAGAGAUCUCGCUUGCAGGAAUAAGAUUGCACAGGAGAAGCUGGAUUCAAGGCAGAUGGAGGAUUCUUUAACCCAUCAGUCCGUCCUGCAGCUAUCAGAGAAAAUCGCAGCUCUGAAAGAAGAAACACUUCCUUUAAAGAAGAAACUAGAGCCGUAUACUGACUUGAGUCCUAGUCCAGCACUGGCGCGGGUGAAAAUCGAGGAGGCCAAACGAGAACUGGCUGCCCUGGAUGCCCAGCUGGAGCAGAAAGUGGACUUCAUGAACGCUUUGUCUUGAUAAUAAUAAAAAAAACAAACAAAUAAAAGCGUGUUAAUGAUUGUAAGGAUUGUUCUGUGCUGUUUGUAAUAAACGCAGUUCCUCUCCGAACCUCGCGGUGGCGUCCUGUGUUUUUCCCGCCUGCGCCGCGGCGGAAAUGACGAGCGCACAUU
This is a messenger RNA of Puntigrus tetrazona (Sumatra barb), 1106 nucleotides long. RefSeq names its product HAUS augmin-like complex, subunit 1 (gene haus1). Gene Ontology annotation, biological process: spindle assembly; centrosome cycle. Gene Ontology annotation, cellular component: HAUS complex; cytosol. The coding region runs from base 121 to 954 and encodes 277 amino acids. The record is from RefSeq and is a predicted model, not a curated record. The transcript has 9 exons. NCBI's taxonomy places the organism in Eukaryota, Metazoa, Chordata, Actinopteri, Cypriniformes, Cyprinidae.